Molecule: messenger RNA, 465 nt
Organism: Aspergillus novofumigatus IBT 16806
Lineage: Eukaryota; Fungi; Ascomycota; Eurotiomycetes; Eurotiales; Aspergillaceae
Product: putative C6 finger domain protein
Exons: 2
Coding region: 1-465 (154 amino acids)
Source: RefSeq, a predicted model, not a curated record
AUGGAGUCCGGGACCGAACAAUAUGGUGCCUAUGCCUCCCAACGCCGCAAUGGCAACAACAACGCCAACAGUGCCGUCCCAGUCGCAGCCGAUCAGCCCCGUACAGGCGUAUGCCAUGCAACCGGACGGCUCAGUUUGGCCAGUCCCCCAACCGACACGCUCAAUGACCUUUCCGGCACAGCCGGAGAUGGCCUCGUACCCGAAUCCGAGCCAAUUCAGCCAACAAAUGCAUCCGGACCUCAAACGCAGAAUGACGAGUCCGGCUCAGGGAUACCCCGGGACGCCUGUCAAUCCUCAGAGUCCCCGCCUGCCGAGUUACAGGCGACAACGGUGUCGAUGUCAUACCCCGGCCAGCCAGCGGGUAUGGGCUACCCGGGAUGGCAUGAUAUGAACGGCAGCAUUCGGAACUCCCGCGGCACAUAUGGGUCAUCCCGGGCAGGGCCCGCCGCCGACUUCAUGAGCUAG